GCGGUACGGUCUUCGGUACGGCGUGGCCGUCGCCGCCGCGCGGCAUUCCGGCCGCGACGGCACUCCGGAAGGUGAAGAGUGUACGCUCCGCUUGUGGCUCCGCUCUGAGACGCCGCCGUCCGUCUGCUAGCUGUGUGUGACAGUCGAUCCCGACGGACGCGGUGGCGUCCGGACGCGCGCGCCUUAUCGGCCUUAUCAUCGUCGGCGGGCGGACGGGCGGACGUGCGGAGAGGACCAGGGCCAGCCGAAGGGGACUUUAAGAGGCGCGUAGGCAUCGCAGGGCGCACAAGCGGGCGGACCACGACAGCGGACGAGCGAUGUCGCUGAGCGAGCUAGACGAAACAGCUGUGGAGAAUUUCCGCGAGUACCUGCGGAUACCGUCGGUGCAUCCGGACAUCAAUUACGAUGAGUGUGUGGCAUUCCUGAAGAAACAGGCAGAGUCCCUCGACUUGCCGUUGAAGAUCUAUCACGUACACCCCAAAAAGCCGAUUGUGGUUUUAACAUGGACGGGAACACAGCCGACAAAGCCCUCGAUUCUCCUGAACAGUCACAUGGACGUUGUACCUGUCUUCGAGGACAAAUGGACCUAUCCGCCAUUCAGCGCUCACAUGGACGAGCAGGGCAACAUCUACGCUCGUGGUAGUCAGGACAUGAAGUGCGUGGGAAUACAGUAUCUGGAGGCGAUUCGCAGACUAAAGCUGAAUGGACAACGCUGUCAGCGCACCAUCCACAUCUCCUUUGUCCCAGAUGAGGAGAUUGGCGGGGUUCUCGGAAUGAAGGAAUUCGUGCACACCCCGGAUUUCAAAGCCUUGAACGUCGGUUUCGCGCUGGACGAAGGUGUGGCCAGUCCGUUUGAGCACUACUAUAUGUUCAACGGGGAAAGAUCGAUCUGGCACGUCGAGAUAAAGUGCGAGGGAAAUCCCGGGCACGGAUCGAUUAUGCUGGACAACACGGCUGGAGAGAAAUUGAGAGUCAUAAUCGAUCGCUUCACAGACUUUCGAACUUCCGAGAAAGCGAAACUCACAGAUCCAACGAAACUGCCGGUUACACUUGGCAACGUAACUUCUGUGAAUCUUACGAAAGUUUGGGGUGGCGUACAAACUAACGUUAUACCUACCGAGCUCAGCGCUAUGUUCGACAUUCGUGUAACACCUUCCGUUGACCACGAUGAAUUCGAGGCUACUAUCAAACGCUGGUGCGAAGAGGCUGGUCCAGAUGUAACUUACUCCUUCGAGGAGAAAAAUCCCAAAAUCGAAAACACCAAGCUUGACGAGUCUAAUCCUUUCUGGCUUGCUUUCAAAAAAAUCUGCGAUGAAAUUGGUGUCAAGUUGGAAAUCGGUAUCUUUCCGGGAGGCACAGACAGCCGUUUUGUGCGACAGGUGGGUAUUCCUGCUCUUUGCUUCUCGCCAAUGAACAAGACAAAGAUACUUCUUCACGAUAACGACGAAUAUCUUAACAAGGACGUAUUUCUGAAAGGAAUAGAGAUAUACAUGAAAAUAAUACCGACUGUUGCGAAUGUUUAAACGAACACGCCACAUUCGUUCAUCAAAUAUUUAAAGUGCCAUAGUCAGAUAGUUGGAGCUAAUGAUUUAUUCUACAGAUUGAUGAGCUUAUUGAGCAAAGUCUCUUGAAUUCAAGAGAUCGUAUUAACGUGCAAUAAUACUAAGUCAAUAUAUAUUUCUAUAUUGCAUUUAUAUAUAUACGUUAACGUUAUAAGAUCGUUUUAAAUGUUUAUUACUGUUGGAUGGAUUUAUUUGAAAAGAGAUAAGUUCGACUAAGAAAUACAACAUAAGGAAAAAGAAGAAUGAAGAGAGUGAAUAUCUUAAAAAAAGAUAAAACGUUUUAAAUCACAAAAUGAUGAAGGCAAGGAGGUACUCUCUACAGAAGAGAUAAGUAAAGGCUAACAUGGAUACAUCGAUAACGACAGUGUCAGGGAAACAAUACAAGAUUUGGAUAAAAAAGUCGAACGCUCACGAUUAAACGCAUAAAGAGUGCAAUAAAGAAAACAAUGGUGCUAUACAAACGGGACCAGAGCAAUCUGCUCAAAUUAAAGAAGUUCUUCGAGAUUCUUCCAGUUAAAUGCAAUAAAUACUAUUUUUAUACGGCUUUAUAACGCACGUGAAAGUGCGUAUCCUCAUUCGAUGGAGAGUCAAGAGUCAAAGCAAGCGCAACGAGGGAAACGAAAGCAUAAACGUGUUUACACAUCGAACCGACUGAAAUGAAUAGACUGACAUGAUCCAAAUGUUUUGUAAUACGUAUUUUAUGGAAGUAUAUCGCGGAGAGAUGUAUAUUCAGCUGGCGAUGAAUAAAGUAUGGAGAAAAGUA
Molecule: messenger RNA, 2325 nt
Organism: Monomorium pharaonis (pharaoh ant)
Lineage: Eukaryota; Metazoa; Arthropoda; Insecta; Hymenoptera; Formicidae
Product: aminoacylase-1
Exons: 5
Coding region: 318-1523 (401 amino acids)
Biological process (GO): amino acid metabolic process
Cellular component (GO): cytoplasm
Molecular function (GO): aminoacylase activity
Source: RefSeq, a predicted model, not a curated record